AUCUCGCAUGUGACUCUCUCUCUCUCUCUGCAUGUCAAUAUCGGGAUCAGCAGUGACUGCAUUGUGAUGUGCAGCGCUGGAUUGCAUAGGAAAGUUAAAACAUUGCUUGUCGUUUGAACUGAAGACAGGAUCCUUCGCGUUUUUUUACUGCGUUGUGUUGCAAACAUGAUGAUGUCUAUGCACUUCACGGUCUCCAGCAGAGUCACGUUACUCUUUGAGUUCUGGGACGUGAACGGACCUGCAGGGAUGGUGGUGUCUGUGCUGGUGGUCCUGCUCAUGACGGUGUUUUAUGAGCUCCUGAAGAUCUGGAAGGUUUCCCUGGACUCCAGAUCCAAGCCUCCCUCACUCCUGGACUCCAGCAGCCGCACGACGCUGGUGGAAACCGUCUCGGAGAGCUCUGUGCCCCCCGCUCCUCCACAACACAGCUCCAGCAACAAGAGGUGGUUCCUGUUCCACGUCUUGCAGACUGCGAUCCACGUGGUCCAGGUGGUGCUCAGCUACAUGCUGAUGCUCUGCAUCAUGUCCUACAGCGUGUGGAUCUUCCUGGGCGUGGUGCUGGGCUCUGCGAUCGGCUACUUCGUGGCGUACCCCCUGCUCAUCCGGCUCUGAGGGGGUUCAGCUGCUGGCUGUGCUAUUCAAAGAGACACACACUAGUCCAGCGGUUUCUCUGAGAGCGUUUGCAUGCAUCGCUGUGCCAGCGCAAGGUGUUCUGGAGAAGGGAGGUCUCUGCCCAUGUGUCUCGCUGUUGGGCCAGUUCCGUGAUGCCUUAACUUUGUGGGUGUUUUUUAAUCUGUUAGCUGUUCAGGUUAUAGAGCAGUGUGUUUACUUUAAAACAUGGAUUUUAUCUUUUUUUUUAUGAAUAUUAACACAGCGGUCCAAACAUGGCUGCGUGCUCGCUUGGAGAACUCUCUGUUUGACUGUUUGUUUGUACUUCCUGGAAAAAAAACAAACAAAACUGUAACCUUUCAAGUUUGUUAGCUCCGCCUCCUUCUGUCCACUGCAGUGCAAUCUGCCUGAACUUUACAGAGCCAGCCCAGUCCUCAGAUUGAAGUCAGUGCUACCUUUGAUCAUUUUAGUAUUACCUAAUUCUUUUUUUUUUAAAUCUAAUUCUGGUACUACUUAUUUUUAACCCACAGUAUCUGUGCUUUAUAAUCACUUGUCCCAUUUCCAAAAAUAAGUUUUCUACAUUUAGAAUGAGGUACGGUAGACCUGUAGAUCGCAUUUUUAGCUGCAGCACAAAAGCGAAGACGCUCUUACUGUGUUUUUUUAAUGUGAUAAUGACUUCCACUACGAUUGAAUGAAAGUGGUGAUGUGAACCUGUCCUGUGAGUGGACCGCUGGUCCUGAGUGGGUGAAAGUCUCACCUGUGUGCUUCUGCUGUGUGUUUCCCUGAAGGGCUGAACAGAAUACAGCUGCCUGUCCAUGUUUCAUUAAGAUCUUGCAUUGUGUGUAAAUGUAUGUUUAAAUUGAAAUAUGUAUGGAAUUUAGAAUAAUGAUCAAAUAAAAUCAUGUUUAUAAGAAAUGUUGCCUAUGAUAAGAAAAUGUACAGCUUAUUUAAAAUGGCUGUGUUUGUAAUGGUUUUUAAAAAACUGCCUUGCUAUACCAGAUGGCUAUAGCUGUGAGCUGUGU
Molecule: messenger RNA, 1628 nt
Organism: Acipenser ruthenus (sterlet)
Lineage: Eukaryota; Metazoa; Chordata; Actinopteri; Acipenseriformes; Acipenseridae
Product: protein SLC31A2-like
Exons: 4
Coding region: 166-609 (147 amino acids)
Biological process (GO): copper ion transmembrane transport
Cellular component (GO): membrane
Molecular function (GO): copper ion transmembrane transporter activity
Source: RefSeq, a predicted model, not a curated record